AUGCUCGAAGUAUCUACAAAUUCCAUGUGUUUCGACACAGUUGCAUCGACAAGCCGACGCGUAAAAUCGAUAUUUUUAUCAUCUUCUGUCUUAAACAUCCCCUUUUUUCAGAUGGCCAAAUCCGACAUGACCCAAGUGGUAGCGUUGGCCGUCAUAAGCCGACUCCACGACUGGUGUGUCCAACUAUUCUGGAUUACGGUAUUCUGUGUUUUGGGCGUUUGCGGUGAUGAAGAAUCACGGACGUCUAUUUAUCAACUUCAUGAAAAGCAACAGCAACAAGAAUCUUUGACGCGGAAACGAACAAGCAUAGCCGAGAUCGAGAAGAAGGUUUGUAUUGACUUUCCUUUCGCCCAUGUUAUUGACUGCCGUCUAUGUCGAUUCCCAGGGAAGGGGGGAAGGCGUGGUGGGGGAAUCGAUCCUAUGGCUUCCCUGUUACUGCGUAUUUGUUUUGUUUUAUGA
Haemonchus placei is the source of this 459-nucleotide messenger RNA. The record is from the annotation of a GenBank genome assembly. Lineage: Eukaryota; Metazoa; Nematoda; Chromadorea; Rhabditida; Trichostrongylidae.